AUGACAAACCAGGACGAAACCUUGCUGGAAACAUGGGAACGAGUGCUCCGGAUAUCAGAACUCAUGGAGAAUCUUUCUGUCCGUCUGCAGGCUAUGACGGAGGAGUUUCGAGGCACAAUUUCAGAAGAAACAAAUGAAAUGGAUGGCGACGUGAGUGUAACCGGACCAGCCAUUGUACAGUCAUGUGCAUACCGGGAUUCGAUCGUAUGCCCUCAGUCCUGCCAGGCUGUUCCUGAGGACCCCUUCGGAGACGACAAAGAAAUCAGCAUUGCUUCGGGGUCUGCUGAAGAUUUCCAGCUCAACGACUUCUACAACCAGGUAUCUCCGAAACGUGGUUUCCCGUACGCUCGGUCCAAGCGGCUCACUUCAUUGCUGUUGACAGUCUGUCCUCCCAUAGAGUGCGAUGCACCCAAAGCAGACAAGGACGGCCGAUUCUGGCAAUCUCCCACACCUAUAUCUGGCAGACUGGAAUUAUUCGCUGACCCAGUUCAGGCACAACUUCGUCACCAGUGGCUUUCGUGGUUCUUCGGAGAAGAUUACGAAGACGAAGAGUUUGAUUACACUCCAACCCCUCGUGACGCGACGGUUGACGAUUACGACUGCGGGAAUCUUUUUGGGGAAGGAGAAAUCGAAGACAAAGAAUCUUCUAGGUACGCUGGUUGGGAAGGACUUCCUAGUCCUGUGACUCCCUUGUGUAGGCCAUCGACAGCUCUCAUCUAG
Molecule: messenger RNA, 720 nt
Organism: Lithohypha guttulata
Lineage: Eukaryota; Fungi; Ascomycota; Eurotiomycetes; Chaetothyriales; Trichomeriaceae
Exons: 1
Coding region: 1-720 (239 amino acids)
Source: RefSeq, a predicted model, not a curated record